UGUAUAGGGCAUCAAAAAUAGGGACAAAUAUUCGAUUACCACGGCAAAAAACCUCGAACUUAAACCCCAAUUGUUGUGCGCUGAAGACUCUCUCCUGAGGCAAGCACUAAUCGAACGGAGACAGAAAGUGAAGACAAGAGUUUUUUCUUUACAUCUCGUGCUCGCUGUGGGAAACUUAAGCAUGAAUUCAAAAGAACAAGCUCCAGCCUUGGAAGAUUGCUUGAAACUUUUGAAAGGUGAAAGAGAUGAACAAAGGCUAGCUGGUCUUCUUCUAGCCACUAAAUUCUGUACCGGAGAUGACCACACCUCAAUUCGUAGGAUUUAUGAUGCUGUUGGAGAUCGGUUUCUUGAUAGGCUUUUGAUGAGUGGGACGGGGAAAGCUACAGCUGGGGUUAAGGAAGUUGAUAAUCAAGAUGCAUACUUACAGCUUUCGGUUACUAUUCUUGCUGCAAUCUGCCGUGUCGCCGAGAUUGCUUCGUCGAUAUAUAUGAUCUCAAAGGUUCCAGUUAUCCUUGAAAUAUUAUCGAAAGGAGUGGGACCUACUAUAUACGAUGAAUGCUAUGAAUUCUUGUUUCUAGUUUCAACUGCUUCUGAAGGGGGUCUUACUAAACUCUACGACUCUGGGUGCAUCAAUGUACUUGCUUCUAGCAUGUAUUCCUUGCCAAACGGUUCUCAUUCAUUUGAGCUUGCUCUGAGAGUUCUGCAACUGGUGCUGACAAAGCUCCCUCUAGAAACUAUCUGUACGAAAUAUCCUUCCGAGCUUACGUGCAUGGUGGCCGUGAUAGCUAAACAGUUCGCUUUAUUGCAUAACGCCCUCAAGUUUGAAGUGCUUCACCUACUGACCGUCAUUCUGUCCUCGAACUAUGCUGUGCCAGUGCACAAUUCUCUUCGUUUGAUGUUAAACAAUAGCUGGACUACCUAUAUGCGUGUUGGUAUUGUUGCAGUCUUACAGAAUCGCGUUGUGUCAGCUGAAAAGCUUCAGGCUCUUAUUUUGGCUGAGUCUAUAAUAUCUAUUGUUGGAGAAAAUUGGUUGAUUGAUCAGAAGCAAUUACCCAAUGACAGGGAAAUUGAGCCUAUUCCAGCUGAUAGAUGUCUAUUGCUUGUCCUGGAAUCAUCUAGGGUUGAAGUUGCUGUUCUUCUUAAUGAGAUUGCCUACAUGAAAUAUGAAGAGAAUCAAUCAAUAAGAGGGGAGGUUAUUAGUUUGAAGCAUCGGAACCUUGCUGUUGCAUUUUCGUUAAUAGAGAAAACUAUCAAACUGAUAUCUGGUGUAUGUGGCAAUGAAGAAGCAAAUGCAGGGAGCCCUAUCAGUGAACGUACCUUGGCAAAGGUCUUUGCUGGGCUGACUGAGACAAUUGGUGUGGUUUUGGAAUUUCUACAAGAUGCAAAGGAUCAUGGACAAAGGAAAGGAGACGAUCUUCUUGCAUCAGUAAGAGUUAUUGGAAGCUAUUUGGCGGAAACACCCUUUGCCUGCAAGGAGAAGAUUGACGAUCUUUUGGAGUACAUGCUCUCAGUUGAGGGUGAAGAUGAACCAAGCCCUUUCUUCUCUACAUGCUUUUUGCUUCCAAUGCUGUGCCAAGUAACAGUGAAGAUUGAAGGAUGUAAGAUGUUGGCAUCAUUUGGAGGACAUAAUUCUGUUAUGGAGUGCCUUGUCAAAUUGAUUGGCCUUAACAGUAUGGGUAUGGAUAGCAGUACCAUAUUCAUGGCUUGUGAUACCAUGAUGAACCUUCUUCUAAGGAGAGAAGAUAUCCGAGUUCAAUUUGAUGGCUCUAUUCAAAUUCAUCUCUUAACAGCAUUGGCAUCUUGGGCAGAGAAUAUAAAUGAUCAAUCUAUCAUCAUGAUGGCUUCAACCCUCUGCUCUCUCAUCUUUGACUCAACAUCUGAGGAAGCUCUUGUGAAUCAUCCUAAUGUUGGCCAUAUCAUUCUUAAUAAACUGUCUCAGCUUAUUAUGAGAAGUUUGGCAACAUACGGGCAGGAUAUGUUUGAUAAUGGUAAAGCAGAUGUCGAUCUUCACCAGAUUAUUAGCAGAGGGUAUGCUGGUUGGGCUGAUCGAUUUCCAGAAAUUAAGAAAACUCUCCAGCUGAUGAAACAGUAGUUAUAAAUGGCUUUGCACUUAACUAUGUGUCUGUUUGAGAUGAUGAUCUCAAACUCUGUACCAGCUGCUAUUAUGUAAAUAUAACGUUUGCUUCAUGGUCCAGAUAUAAUUCCUGAAGUAUCCUGUAUUUGCAACUUUUGUGGAGGGUUUUUCACCAUAAUUGAGUGCUAAGAAAUGUUUCAUUUUUUUUUUUGCA
Papaver somniferum (opium poppy) is the source of this 2288-nucleotide messenger RNA. RefSeq names its product neurochondrin-like. The coding region runs from base 182 to 2092 and encodes 636 amino acids. The record is from RefSeq and is a predicted model, not a curated record. The transcript is spliced from 19 exons. NCBI's taxonomy places the organism in Eukaryota, Viridiplantae, Streptophyta, Magnoliopsida, Ranunculales, Papaveraceae.